Leptinotarsa decemlineata (Colorado potato beetle) is the source of this 897-nucleotide messenger RNA. Its product is annotated as LIM domain only protein 3. Lineage: Eukaryota; Metazoa; Arthropoda; Insecta; Coleoptera; Chrysomelidae. The record is from RefSeq and is a predicted model, not a curated record.
UCAGUUUCAGUCCAUGAUCAUCGUCUGACAAAGAUAGAACGCAGUCGGAUCUGGUACAGUUUGCAGUACGUCCGUAAAACGUGUUUUCGGCCGAUAACUAUCUCUAAUCUCUCGCCUUUUUCUUCCUUUGUGUUGAGUAGCCCGAAGUGUUUAUAGUUCAUGAUUUCAGUGUUGAUUUUGGUGAUUGUUUUGUUGUGUUACUCUUGUGCGUGUUAUGAUUUUUGUUGAAUUGUUUCGUUGCCCUCGAUAAAUGGAUUACGACGAUUUGUGAUAAUUUAACCGGCAGUUCUCUUCAGGCCUUCGCGAGUUUCUAGUCAAACAAGAGGACCCUUUCAAAGUUUUUCCGGUAGUACCGAGAGCGCUCCAGACAGCGCAUAAGCCUUCAAACUGGCAGCCAGCGCCCUCGCCUCAAUGAAUCACUACCACCCUUACGGAGGACCGGAGCUCACAUCUCCGCAUCCCCCCUCGCCGGACAACAACAAUUAUCACGGUCAUCCGGGUGCACCUCCGCCUCACGCGAGGAUGCAUCCGACGAAUGGUCAUCCGAUAGGAACCCUAGGCCACCCUAGCGGUCCCCAUGACCAGCACCCCCACAACCACCACCAGCAUCCGGCGUUCAGCAGUGCCGGCCCACCAUCGGACAGCCCCCACCACUCGCACCACGGCCAAUCGAUAACAAACAACAACAACAAUAACAACAACAACAACAACACAGUGAAAGUAUGCGCGGGGUGCGGCGGUAAAAUUGUCGAACGGUUUCUCCUUCACGCACUGGACCGCUAUUGGCACAACGGUUGCCUAAAGUGUUCGUGUUGUUCGGCCAUGUUGGCCGAUCUCGGCACGUCGUGUUUCACGAAAGGGGGAAUGAUACUCUGCAAGCAAGACUACAUGAGGUAA